GCCUGCGAUCUCCCAACUUCCCUCAUGAUAGAAGCUUUUUAUCCUUGCUCUGUCCUCCACAAAAAAGCGUUCUCCAAUAAAUAUAAAUACCAGGUGCUAGGUAUAUUAUUUCUUUAGUGUCCUGUACAAUUUCUACAACCCUAUAUAGUUGGGAGCUCCCUUCCACACCUUCCGAUCGUUUUUAAUCUUUUCUUCGGCCAUAUCAUUAUCAUUAAUUCUGGUUUGGGAGAUUACUAGUGUGGAAUCAGAAGCAAAAAUUAAAAUAUACAAUCUCAGUAUUAUUCUCUUCAGAUCACAUGCCAAACCGACCCCUUCAUCCAUCCUCGUCUACAUAAUUACUGGCUUUUCUACACCUGGUCGAUUUUCACAUGCUUCCUGUACUCCUCGAGAGUACUUAGUCAAUACCUUUUUCUUGUUUCACACGUCUCACACAAUUCUAGCAGUAACACAAUGGAUCCCGCAUCUUUGAGCUUGUUGCAAUCUGCUGUGCACGACGAGGAGCAACGAGAUUUGGCAAUGGGAGAACUUUCCGGAGCCCAACUAUCACAACCACAAUCUCCCGGUGCUAAGUCGAAAAAGAGGAAGUCAAUAGAUGGAGGAGAAACCGCGGUGCCCGAAAAGAAAAAACGUUCUUCAAUCGCAUGUACAAAUUGUAGAAGUCGAAAAGUACGAUGUGACGUGGAGCGUAGUGAGCGCGUUAACGACGCUGGAGAAAGAGUAUGUAACAACUGCGCAAUUGAUGGAAUACAAUGCUUAGUCCCUGGAAGUAAAAGGAGAAGAACCAAACGAGGUAGUGCCGAUGUCGCCGCCGAAGCAGUUCCCCUCCAAGCCUACACGGAUGGUAUUGCAUACCCUCCACAAGCGUCAAAUAAUGAGAUAAGACGGGCAUCUGGGCCCAGCGCUCCAUCCCAAUCUCAGCAUAUACGUGAGCAUGUACCUCACUCAAUUUACCAGUCAGCCCUUCAUUCGAAAGAAGUCGAUAGUAUCGAUGGGCAAAAGCUGGCACAGCUUGCGCAUCGAGCUUCUAUGACCGGCGAUCUGGUUCGCACGCGUCUAGCAUCGUCUCCACCGCCUUCAUUGAAACAUUCACUUCCGGCUUACAUCAACCCCCUCCCUUCGAAAAUGACCUCUGUCGAUAUAGACUACCUUUGGGCGAAAAGCGCAUUACUCAUUCCCGAACCUCCCUUACGAAACGCUUUGCUCCAAGCCUUCAUUGAAUACAUUUAUCCAUAUAUGCCACUUCUAGAAUUACACAAAGUUUUACAGAUAAUCAAUGAUGAAGGGGGAUCUGGCGCAAUGAGUCUCUUGCUUUUCCAAUCGAUAAUGUUUUCUGGAACAGCUUUUGUGGACAUGGAAAGCUUGAAGCGCGCUGGGCACCGUACGAGGAAAGCAGCGAGGAAAGCAUUUUUCCAGAGGGCCAGAGUUCUGUAUGAUCUAGACUACGAAAAUGACAUGCUAACUGUAGUGCAAUCUCUUCUUCUCAUGACAUACUGGUACGAAACGCCCGAGGAUCACAAAGACACUUGGCAUUGGAUGGGCAGAGCGAUUGAUCAUGCAUAUACGCUUGCGUUGCAUCGAGAUCCGAAGGGAAUAGAUGCCGACCAUAAACUAAGAAAACGAGUAUGGUGGUCAUGUUUUAUGAGAGAUCGACUUAUCGCAUUGGGAAUGAGACGUCCGACUAGGGUUAAGGAUGAAGACUGUGACGUACCAAUGUUGGUUGAAGGCGAUUUCGAGAUCAAGGCACUCGAUCCGCGGAUUACUAUAAUUUCCUCGAGUUGUUCUUUGAUACGAGAUGUUGAGGCUCAGCGAGAGUUGGCACUCAUGUGUAUCUCGAAAGCUGAAUUGUGUCUAUGUAUCAGCCAAAUCUUGGUAGCUCAGUACUCGGUCCUCGGAAGACAUCAAGGUGUUUCUAGUCAAUCUGAAAGCACUACAUCACAGAUUAUGCUGUUUCCCAAGAAGUCGGCGUCGUCAGAAGAGGUCGAGCAAUGCGAUCUGGCACUCGAUCACUGGAAGAAAAAUCUUCCCCAAGCAUGUGUCUACUCGAAUGAGUUGAGAAAAGGAAACAGUGGGCAACCGUUGUUUGUGGCAUGUUCAUUGUUACACAUGAUAUAUUUCACUGCGACCUCUGCCUUGCACAGGCCACGAGUUUUACCUGCAGGGCCAAACCAACCGGAACCACAAACGCUUUUUGCGCUUUCACGUGAAGUAGUGACCAACGCUGCUAUUGGGACAACGAACAUUGUUCAUGAUAUGCAUAAUUAUGAUCUGGAGAGAUAUCUUCCUACUACAGGCGUGACAGCUCUACUUCCAGCCAUCAUUAUUCAUUUGCUGUUGGUCAGGUCCCCACAGGAGAAUGAGCGACAGCCUGCUCUAGAAGGAUUUUGUCUAUGCAUGACUGUUCUCGAGAGUUUGCGCGAUAAUUACUCUUCAGCGGAUUACGCUACUCAAUUCUUAGAGGCAGCCGUUCGAAAAGCAGGCAUGGAAGAUAUCAUAGGCCGUGCCAGAGAAGCGGCAAGACGCGAAGAUGCUAAGCGCAAAGCCGCUUUGGCAUAUGAGAAGAAGCGAGCACAGCUCGAACGCGCACAGCGGUCUAUGGAUGAAAGGAUUACACCACCAGUCGACACCCAGUUAAAUGGUUUCGAGUCUUUGGGAACUCUCGUUGAUAGUUCAACGGCGAUAUACAAUGGCCACUUUGCCCAUUCACCUCCAGAUAGUGACGCUGUUCUUGGUGGAACGGGCUCGAAAGUUGCCCAUGAUCCAAAUGAUAUGUUUGAGUUUUUGGACAUUAACUACAACGAUGGCGGGGAAUCGGGAGGGUUUUAUGAUAUGGAUCUAUUCAGUAGAGAGAUUCCGGGAUUCGGUAGCAGAAUGCCUAGCCCUCAACCUGGAGAUAAUCUUGCGCUGUUCGAUCAACCUUACAUGGAUGUUCUGGGCAUCUAAUUAUGUUUGAUGGCUUUAGAUGUGGAGUUGUCUUCAUUUGAUCAUUCUCAUAUUUGGUCGAUGGAAGCUGACAAUCCCAAGUAAGACUUGGCAUAUGGCGUACUGGGAAAUGGUUCGAUCUUAUAGCUUUUGAUGAACCCCUCAAUGGGCAAUGUUGGUACCUAUUAGAAUGGGAUGGUGAAUAAAUUGGCGUUCUGGUCUAAAAUUUCGAGGUACUAUCGAUUGACACUAGUCUCGUUUGGCAAAAUUUGAGGUUAGACAUGGACGAAACUCUGAAUCAUGUCUUGGAAUAAAAAAUGGCGUCGCUUCUUAUAUGGUUUGGUUGGGCUGGGUUGGAAUGGGUUGGUGCUCGAUAAAUGAUUUGACGUCUGCAUUCAAGUUCUUUGUCUUAAAUGUUGAAUGAGAAUGAUGGGUCUGUGGUGUAUGGCUUACUCUCAGGCGGCGACUGAGGUUCUGGGAUAGAAUAUAAUGAAGAGGAAAUAAAGAUAGAUAGCCGGACCACAUUAUGGAUAGGCUUGAGGUGUUGAGUUAAAUUACAAAAGUUGAUCAUUCAACAGCUCUUAUAAUUGAAUGAAUGAAUCGAUUGGUGACCGGUAUAGUAUUAUGUUUUUUGAUACCAUGAUGAUGAAUUUCCUUUUCUUGACGUUGUGAGACGUACAUGAAGAUUGGGACGAUAAUGAGGUCGAGUUUCGAGAAAUGGGAGAAGUGAAGAGA
Messenger RNA from Botrytis cinerea B05.10, 3654 nucleotides. RefSeq lists its product as hypothetical. Gene Ontology annotation, biological process: regulation of DNA-templated transcription; DNA-templated transcription. The record is from RefSeq and is a predicted model, not a curated record. The transcript is spliced from 4 exons. NCBI's taxonomy places the organism in Eukaryota, Fungi, Ascomycota, Leotiomycetes, Helotiales, Sclerotiniaceae. Gene Ontology annotation, molecular function: DNA binding; zinc ion binding; DNA-binding transcription factor activity, RNA polymerase II-specific. The coding region runs from base 451 to 2940 and encodes 829 amino acids.